AUGACGCCAGCGGAGGCGGAGCAGGCAGCGGCGGCAGAGGGCUGCACCGCGACGGCGGAGGAGGGAGCGCUGCUUUACGCGCGCGAGCUGGGAACGGAGGCGUCAGCAGCAGCGGCGGCAGCGGCGGCGGCCGAGUCUAUGACGGCGGCGGAGGCGGAGCAGGCAGCGACGGCAGAGGGCUUGACACUGGUGCGCUCGUCGCGCUCCAGCACCGGGUUCGAAGGCGUGUGCGCAAAAUCGAAGGGCAGAGGCUUUAAUGUGACGCGCAAGCUUGAUGGUAGAACGCAGCACAUUGGCUGCACCGCGACGGCGGAGGAGGGAGCGCUGCUGUACGCGCGCAAGCUGGGAGCGGAGGCGUCAGCAGCAGCGGCGGCAGCGGCGGCAGCGGCGGCAGCGGCGGCAGCGGCGGCGGCCGAGUCUAUGACGGCGGCGGAGGCGGAGCAGGCAGCGACGGCAGAGGGCUUGACACUGGUGCGCUCGUCGCGCUCCAGAAGCGGGUUCGAAGGCGUGUGCGCACACUCGAAAGGCAACGGCUUUGCGGUGAGCCGCAAGGUUGAUGGGAGAAAGCAGCAUAUUGGCUGCACCGCGACGGCGGAGGAGGGUGCGCUGCUUUACGCGCGCAAGCUGGGAACGGAGGCGUCCGCAGCAGCGGCGGCAGCGGCGGCGGCCGAGUCUAUGACGGCGGCGGAGGCGGAGCAGGCAGCGACGGCAGAGGGCUUGACACUGGUGCGCUCGUCGCGCUCCAGCACCGGGUUCGAAGGCGUGUACGCAACGUCGAAGGGGAGAGGCUUUAAGGUGAAGCGCAGGGUUGAUGGUAGAACGCAGUACGUUGGCUGCACCGCGACGGCGGAGGAGGGAGCGCUGCUGUACGCGCGCAAGCUGGGAACGGAGGCGUCCGCAGCAGCGGCGGCAGGGGCGGCGGCCGAGCCUAUGACGGCGGCGGAGGCGGAGCAGGCAGCGACGGCAGAGGGCUUGACACUGGUGCGCUCGUCGCGCGCCAGCACCGGGUUCGAAGGCGUGUGCGCAAAAUCGAAACGCAUCGGCUUUGCGGUGAGCCGCAGGGUUGAUGGUAGAAUGCAGCAUAUUGGCUCCACCGCGACGGCGGAGGAGGGAGCGCUGCUGUACGCGCGCGAGCUGGGAACGGAGGCGUCCGCAGCAGCGGCGGCAGCGGCGGCAGCGGCGGCAGCGGCGGCAGCGGCGGCAGCGGCGGCAGCGGCGGCAGGGGCGGCGGAGGCGGAGCAGGCAGCGGCGGCAGAGGGUUUGACACUGGUGCGCUCGUCGCGCGCCAGCACCGGGUUCGAAGGCGUGUACGCAAACUCGAAUGGCAACGGCUUUGCGGUGAGCCGCAGGGUUGAUGGGAGAAAGCAGCAUAUUGGCUGCACCGCGACGGCGCAGGAGGGUGCGCUGCUGUACGCGCGCCAUUUUGGCGCGGAGGCAUCGGCUGCGACCGAUGCAGCGGAGGACGAGUACGCGGGACGCCAGGCGGUCGAGAUGUCGAAUGCAGCCGUAGAAGGGAGUAGAGAGGCACAACCAGCGACGGCGUCAAGGACGCGGCCCAGGCACAAGCUCAUCCACGGACGGCGCGUGCAGCGGCUGAUGGGUCUGCCCGCCGAGAUACACGCCCUCGUGCUCGAGCACCUCGCAGCCAGCGCACCGCCGGCCAGCUUCGUGGCGUGCGCCGCCGCCUGCGCUGCGCUCUUGGAGGUGUACAUGCGGCACCGCGCUCAGCUCUGGUGCUCUGCGCUCAGCCGCCGGGUUCGCCUCCAGGGUGCCCUGCCCGGUGUUCAGCGCGACUGGCAGGCACUCUACCGCGCAUUACUCGGCGGGCGCGACGGGCUCGAGGCCAAGGGGUGGGCGGACGACAACAAGCUCGACAAUGCGGACGAGAUGCGCCACGCGUGGUGGCAGGCCGACGCGCUGGCGUUCAGCGCCGCCAACGGGCUGGUGCUCGUGCGCUAUCGCGGGUACGAGGACGAGGGUGAAGACGAGUGGAGGCCACUCACGCAGCUGCGCCCUUACGAGGAGCGGCCCUCCGCAUUGUGGCGCUCGACGAAGCGGACCAAGGGUGAGGCGGUGGAGGUGGCAUGGGCGCCGCCAGGCCACCCCACUGCUAGGUGGGAAGCCAAGGUGAUCGCGGUCCGCGCACGCAAGGCGAAGGUGCGCUUCCUCGGAUUUGACGCGAGCUGGGACACCUGGCUCCCGCAUGACUCGGACGAACUGUUCCCGGCACGGGCGGGGAUUCCCUCCAACCCGUCAACUUAG
Molecule: messenger RNA, 2262 nt
Organism: Emiliania huxleyi CCMP1516
Lineage: Eukaryota; Haptophyta; Isochrysidales; Noelaerhabdaceae
Exons: 1
Coding region: 1-2262 (753 amino acids)
Source: RefSeq, a predicted model, not a curated record